Molecule: messenger RNA, 2443 nt
Organism: Rhinopithecus roxellana (golden snub-nosed monkey)
Lineage: Eukaryota; Metazoa; Chordata; Mammalia; Primates; Cercopithecidae
Gene: ZNF610
Product: zinc finger protein 610
Exons: 7
Coding region: 680-2059 (459 amino acids)
Biological process (GO): negative regulation of transcription by RNA polymerase II
Molecular function (GO): DNA-binding transcription repressor activity, RNA polymerase II-specific
Source: RefSeq, a predicted model, not a curated record
UCCUGCUGCGUCCUGCUCUCAACGCGGCGCGCGCAGUUUUUUGCAGACCCGGAAGCGGAUCGCGUGGAUAGAAGGUCACACCGCAGCGCGUGUUUCCCUUUGUUUAGAUUCAGUCUGGGCUUCCCAGCUCCCCCGCGCUUCUGUACCCGGGAUCUGAGAGUCAACACAGACCUUGAAAUUCCCGCACCGCUCCCUCCACCCCGUGUAAAUUCAGGCGUCUCCGUGAGAGUCCGGCGGUCGCUUCCCUGUGUGUUAAAAUUGCUCGGCGACGGGUCCUGUCCCCGGUCGUUCUGCCUUGGGCCAGGCCUCGCCUUCCCAGCCAUCGCUACUCCUGACCGUGUGGGGACGUGACUUCUGUCUCAAGAUAUCCAGGAUUCUUCCGUCCCAAAUUGCAUCCCACUAAAAAUGUGCUCUUGACGGAGACACAGGAGUCUCGCCAUGUUGCACAAACUGGUCUCGAACUUCUGGGCUCAAGCAGUCCACCUGCCUCAUUCUCCAAAUGUGCUGAGAUUACAGGCAUGAGCCACCACGCCUGGCUGAGUAUUCAGUAUUUGUAAAAUCUACAGUAGUACACAGUUAUAUCGUAGGCCAUCACAUUCGGUCACCGCACACUCACCGACUCAUCUAGAGCAAUUUCUAGUCCUGCAAGCGCCAUUCAUGGAUUGACUUCUAAACAGUCAUGCUAUGUGAUGAAGAAGCCCGGAAGAGGAAAGCAAAGGAGUCAGGGAUGGCUCUUCCUCAGGGACACUUGACAUUCAUGGACGUGGCCAUCGAAUUCUCUCAGGACGAGUGGAAAUGCCUGGACCCUGGACAGAGGGCUUUGUACAGAGACGUGAUGUUGGAGAACUACAGGAACCUGGUCUCUCUGGGAAUCUGUCUUCCUGACCUAAGUAUUAUUUCCAUGUUGAAGCAAAGGAGAGAGCCCUUGACUCUGCAGAGUGAAGUUAAAAUAGUAAAAAAUCCAGAUGGAAGGGAGUGUGUCAGAAGCGUGAACACAGGGAGGAGCUGUAUAUUGGGAAGCAAUGCAGAAAACAAGCCUAUUAAAAAUCAACUUGGAUUUACCCUUGAGUCACGUCUGUCUGAAUUGCAGCUGUUUCAAGCUGGAAGGAAAAUUUAUAGAAGUAACCAAGUUGAAAAGUUUACAAACCAUUGUUCCUCAGUUUCACCACUUCAACAAAUUUCUUCUAGUUUCACGACACACAUUUUUAAUAAAUAUAGGAAUGAUUUUGUUGAUUUCCCAUUACUCCCACAAGAAGAGAAAGCAUACAUUAGAGGAAAAUCUUAUGAAUGUAGUGAAGAUGGUGAAGUUUUUAGAGCCCCUGCAAGCCUUAUUAACCAAGUAAUCCAUACUGCAGAGAAACCUUACAAAUGUACUGAAUGUGGCAAGGUCUUCAGUCGCAAUUCACAUCUUGUAGAACAUUGGAGGAUUCAUACUGGACAGAAGCCUUACAAAUGUAGUGAAUGUGACAAGGUGUUUAAUCGCAAUUCAAACCUUGCACGACAUCAAAGAAUUCAUACUGGAGAGAAGCCUCACAAAUGUAACGAAUGUGGCAAAGCAUUUAGAGAGUGUUCAGGGCUUACUACCCAUCUUGUAAUCCAUACUGGAGAGAAACCUUACAAAUGUAAUGAGUGUGGCAAGAACUUCAGACACAAAUUUUCUCUAACCAAUCAUCAGAGAAGUCACACGGCAGAAAAACCUUACAAAUGUAAUGAAUGUGGCAAGGUCUUUAGUCUGCUUUCAUACCUUGCACGGCAUCAAAUAAUUCAUAGUACAGAGAAGCCCUACAAAUGUAACGAAUGUGGAAGAGCGUUUCGCAAGCGUCCGGGUCUUAUGGCCCAUCUUCUAACCCACACUGGGGAGAAACCUUACAAAUGUAAUGAAUGUGACAAAGUCUUUGGGCGCAAAUUAUACCUAACCAACCAUCAAAGAAUUCAUACUGGAGAGAGACCUUACAGGUGCAAUGCCUGUGGCAAGGUCUUCAAUCAAAAUCCACACCUUUCACGCCAUCGGAAAAUUCAUGCUGGAGAGAAUUCACUGCGUACCUUACAGAUGCAAUGAAUGUGGCAAAGUCUUUAGUUACAGUUCAUACCUAGCACAACGUUGGAGGACUCAGGAGAAAAACCUUACAACUAUCAUAAAUGUGGCAAAGAAUUUAGUUUGCCUUCAAGCCUCAUCACCCAUCUGUUGAUCCAUGUUGAAAGGAAACCUUACAAAUGUAAAGUUAAUAACAUAUAUAUAUAUACACACACACACACACACAAAUAAUCGAUAGAGAAGAGUUAUAUCAGAAUAGAGAAUUUAAUGAAAACUACCAGUAUAGCAUAUCCUUAAGUAGGAUUCACAUUUAACUGCUGGCACUAUAAUUUGUAACUCUUUGGUUGAUUUAGAAUGUACGUACAUACUUCUCAUGUUUUAAGUAACAAAGUUUCAAGUUUUUUUUUU